CAGCAGCAGACAGACCAGACCUGGAAUCAAUCGCAAGAGGAAGAAGACGGACGGGACUGACUGAUAAGAACCUCAGGACGCCCCUUGGGCUGCAAUCUUCCUGUCGACAUCGAAGACAACCGCUACUUUUGUGAAAGUGUAAUAUUGGAUUCCCCCAAACUUCCAACGUAUUUUUAUGUGACUGUGUCCUUGGUCGCUUGUUCAUCCUUUUUUUCCACUUCAACAACUCCGCUUGACGAUCGAUAGCUCCCAGAACUUCAUCCCUAACAAGGGGAACUUUGCGAGCAUUGUAUUCAUUUGACCAGAAGCUUAAAGUCAUCGUACUUAAGUUUCGCUCUAGCCAUAAACCCACGAACAAAAAGCCUCGUCAACCUCAAGAAAUCCGCAGCUGCCGCCACCGAAAACCCAAGCCCGACGAUUGUGACAAAUAUACCUUGACGAAUCUGACAUAUCCGUGUUGUGUCAAUCCCGGGAGGCGUGAUCUCUGUACUGAUAAUGCUUGGAAACUGAAAAGCUUUCUCCUAACUCGUUGCGGGCUGUGUUGGCUUGAUCUUGCAACAUGAAGUCGGUUUUGGAAAAGCGCCUCCUUAGGCGUGAGCUUGGGGACUAUACGCCCUACUCGAGUAUCUCGGGAAUCUAUGGAGAUAAAAUUUGGAUAGAUGAUAUGGAUAUUGUGAAUGAACUGGGUGGUCAUACUGGUUGCGUUAAUGCCUUAAGUUGGUCUACUUCCGGGAAACUCCUGGCCUCUGGCUCCGACGAUCAGCACUUGAAUAUUUACUCCUAUCAGCCUGAUUCAUCCACCGCACCCUUCUUCCUCAAUACUACCAUACAAACUGGACAUUCCGCGAACAUUUUUUCUGUAAAAUUUAUGCCACACUCCAAUGAUCGGACACUUGUCUCGUGUGCAGGCGAUUCGGAAGUUCGUGUUUUUGACAUUGAGCACUCGGGUCGAACAUCUGCGGCAUCGGAAUUUGCCUCCCCCCCUAGAGGCCGUCGGUUCAAUAACUUUUUUAAUGGGAUGUGGUACCUCACAGAGGCGAACACGAAUGCUCGUGUCUAUAGAUCCCAUGCUGACCGAGUGAAACGUAUCGUCACCGAGUCCUCGCCCUAUCUGUUCCUCACUUGCUCUGAAGACGGUGAAGUUCGACAGUGGGAUCUACGGCAGCCGUCUUCUGCAUAUCCUUCGCCUCGUGGCGGCCAAGGCUUUAUGGCUUAUAGGCCGGGCCUUAACCAUGACGAUUCCAAUGUUCCCCCCCCGUUAAUAUCAUACAAGCGGUAUCACAUCGACUUGAACAGUAUAUCCUGUUCUUCGAGCCAGCCUCAAUAUAUAGCCCUCGGAGGAGCCCAUUUACACUGCUUCCUUCAUGACAGGCGAAUGCUGGGGCGUGACUUCCUUGCUGAACGAGGCCAGAUGGGAAGUCUAUCGCCUGUACCUGGGAGUUCUGAUGACGACGCGAUGGGUCAGGCAACCAGAUGUGUCCGACGGUUCGCCCCAAACGGUCAGAAACGAGUCAGAGCUAGAGAUAACGGUCAUAUCACAGCAUGCAAGAUAAGCGAUGCCAAUCCUAAUGAAAUAGUGGUCAGCUGGUCCGGGGAUCACAUCUAUAGCUUCGAUAUUAUGCGCAGCCCUGAUGCUAGGGAUGCCAAGAAGCCUGAGGAGCCGACCAUUCAAGAUGGCACUCGUACUAACAAGACAAAGAAGGGUAGGACCCGAAAGCGGAAGCGAGAGAAUGCCAACCCCGCAUCCAGGGCGAGUAGUAAUAGAUAUAACCUACGGCGAAGGUCUGGCAGUAUCCAAGAAGAUGAAGAUAUGUCCUUCAGAGUCCGAUAUGGCAAUGGCCGGUCAGAGGAUAUUCCACUCGAUUCCCUCCCAGGUGGUAUACCUGACGCCCCUUCCGAUCUGAUAGAAAGAGCACGGGAGUCAGUCCUCAACGAGGCCCAAAAAUUAAGCUUAAAAAUCGCAAAGACUCUCGUUGAAAUCCGAAAGCUCCUCUUUUCGGUUGAUUCAUCCAUAAGAGUGGCUGCUGAGUCCGAAUUGACACCAUACACGGCCUCCUUUAUUUCUACCUUAGGACAUGCUGCGACAUGCCUAUCUGAAAUGGACGAAGUCAUCAGAACAUGGAGAUAUCCUCUCAACCCAUCCCAUGAUGAUGUUAUAUUCCAGCAGGCACUGCGGAGGAACCGUGAAACCUCCCGGCGCUUUGUACAAGCGUCGGGUACGCUAGCCAGAGUACUCGGAGGUCGGCUUCAAACACCUUCGGAUUCGGAUAGUCCUCAGCUGGAAUUAUUCCGCCAAAUUGUACCCGCCCCAACGGAAAACGGAAUGAUAGAUCCUUCCUCCCAAUUUGGAUACGAUUUCCUAAAAGCCAUUCUCCUCUGGCUCGAGGGCGGACGACAGGCUAUGUUGCAGGGUUUCAAAUGGAAUCGUGCCCGUCGCCAUGAUAGUGACAGAUUCCCCAUACCUGAAGACGCUGGCGACGAUUCUAUCGAAACUAUAUUAAUUCCAUACCUCCGAAAUCUGGCAGGUGAUGAUGCCAUCAAAAAUGUGGAUGCGUCGAGAUUUGAGCACGAUUCAUCUCGCGUCUUGUUCGGCUCACAACUAGCUGCUGUUAACGCAUUUGCGGAAUCUGUUAAAUUGUCUCUAGUCGACCUUUCUGGAAGCGCUGCUGCUUCUAUGGAAGAAGAGGAUGGUGAGGGAAGUGAGGGACGGCCGAAUUUACAAGCUUUGGACCGCCGUGCGUCCUUUAGAUUCUGGGGCCUUAAGGUGGGCAGAGGAAUACUUAUGGAUGUGGGCGAGGGUGUCAACUUUGAAUUUGUUAACCGUGCCUUUGGUGGUAUUCGAACUACUGUGGAGGAGGAGGAUGAAGAUGACGAUCAAAGGGAAAGAAUACAGGAGGACAUCGAUCCUGACGAGGAAGAGGAGCAGAUCGAGGAGGUUAGACUAGUAACUUCUACGCAUCGAGAGAGUAGCAGGGAGCAGCGGGAAGCGGAAACUGCUAUGAGUGACCAACCUCCACGUGGCCAAGAGUCACCAGUAGCCGGCUCGCUGGAACAACACCAGACAGAUGAUGAUUCCAAUGAGGAAGAUGACUCCGGAACAGAUGAUGAGGGUUCGGACGACGCUCAUGAUUACCUCUCAGAUUCAGAUGACGACGGCCACGCUCUCGACUCUGAUGAUAGUGGCGAGUUUGGCGGGUCCGCUGGCCGUUUGUUUAUCCGGGGUGGCAAUCGACGGAAUGCCGUUGAAAGUAACGUCCCCUGUUCAUCGCAUGUAAAUGUUUAUCGGGGACAUUGCAAUGUCAAAACGAUCAAAGAUGUGAAUUAUUUUGGAUUGGACGACGAAUAUGUAGUCAGUGGCAGUGAUUCCGGGCAUGUAUUUAUCUGGGACCGGAAGACCUCGGAUUUGGUUAAUAUUUUGGAGGGAGAUAGUGAUGUUGUCAACGUGGUUCAAGGCCACCCGUACGAACCAACCCUCGCGGUCUCUGGGAUCGAUCGAACCAUCAAGAUAUUUUCUCCGGACAUUCGAGCUCAGCACAAUGCCCGCCUAGGGAUUAACAUUGCGGACCCGGACGCGAGCGCCAAUAUCGUUUCUGAAAAUCACCUCGGAGGAAACCAAACUGACCGUCGAGACAUUGGGCUCAAAAGUCGAAAGUGCAUGCACGACAGCUACCAGAUAAUGAGUCAAAAUGACAUCAACCGGCAAGGGGGGAUGAACGAAGCUUUCAUCACGAGAGGUAUGCUAGCGCGCCUGGCAGCCACGCUGAGAGAAAGACACGUUGUCCGAGGCACCAUAGAAGCAAGCACAGAAGGGGGCGAAGGGGGUACCAUCAUCUUGGAUGAGAAUUGCAAUGUUAUGUGAAUCCGUUUCGUCAUGUCGCUGUCUAUUCCUUUCAGCAUGGAAGCCAGGGGGAGUCGAUGCCUUCACUUAUUUGAUUACUGCAAAUUUCGCACCGCGAUAUCUGUAUACCUUUCAAUGCUCAUAUAAUUACGAAAAUCACGACACUUAAAAGUUCUUUCGUCUCGGUUACUAAAAUCAGCCAGCAAGGAUAGUAUGUUGAUGCUGUGUGGAACAAGAAAUGAGUGGAGAGAAGUAAGGAGGAAUUAAAAUACUACAAACCUCAGAUAUUUAACAUGCUUAUUCUUAUAUUUAACCUAUAGUCUAAAUACUACUAAGCUGUUUUUAUGAACGUGUCAAAUAAACCUUAGAAUAUUAGAGAGGGCCCUUGAUAAACG
Messenger RNA from Blastomyces dermatitidis ER-3, 4233 nucleotides. Its product is annotated as WD repeat-containing protein. Gene Ontology annotation, cellular component: Cul4-RING E3 ubiquitin ligase complex; cytoplasm. The coding region runs from base 560 to 3859 and encodes 1099 amino acids. Gene Ontology annotation, biological process: negative regulation of fatty acid biosynthetic process. Gene Ontology annotation, molecular function: protein binding. The transcript is spliced from 5 exons. NCBI's taxonomy places the organism in Eukaryota, Fungi, Ascomycota, Eurotiomycetes, Onygenales, Ajellomycetaceae. The record is from RefSeq and is a predicted model, not a curated record.